Messenger RNA from Saccharomyces mikatae IFO 1815, 864 nucleotides. It is a transcript of the gene VAM3, whose product is annotated as SNAP receptor VAM3. Gene Ontology annotation, molecular function: SNAP receptor activity; SNARE binding. The record is from RefSeq and is a predicted model, not a curated record. The coding region runs from base 1 to 864 and encodes 287 amino acids. Gene Ontology annotation, biological process: intracellular protein transport; vesicle-mediated transport; vesicle fusion. The transcript has a single exon. NCBI's taxonomy places the organism in Eukaryota, Fungi, Ascomycota, Saccharomycetes, Saccharomycetales, Saccharomycetaceae. Gene Ontology annotation, cellular component: SNARE complex; endomembrane system; membrane.
AUGUCCUUUUUUGACAUCGAAGCACAAUCUUCAAAGGACAACUCCCGGUUUGAACCACAAUCCUCAACAAACCAAAAAACCAAGGAAAUAAGCGAUUUAAUUGAGACCUUCGCUGAACAGUCACGAAUAUUGGAAAAAGAAUGCGCCAAAAUAGGUUCUAAAAGGGAUUCCAAGGAGCUGAGAUACACGAUUGAGACAGAGUUGAUACCGAACUGUACCAGUGUAAGGGACAGAAUUGAAGGCAGCAUUCUUAUUCAUCAAAAUGGGAAAUUGUCAGGUGAUUUCAAGAACCUGAAGACGAAAUACCAAUCCCUACAACAAUCAUACAAUCAAAGAAAGAACUUGUUUCCUCUUAAGGCUACCAUUCCGCCAAAAACGUUCAAGGGAGGAAACGAUAUUUAUCCGCGAACUGAAGCUGUGCGACAAGAUCCUGAGUCCAGUUAUAUUUCUAUAAAAGUGAACGAGCAGACUCCGUUACUACAUGACGAAAACCAGCACCAACUACAGCUACAAGAGGAAGAAGAACAAGAACAUCAACAUCAACAGCAAGAGUUAUCCCAGGAAGAACUAGAUUUUCAAACUAUCAUUCACCAAGAACGAUCCCAACAGAUAGGACGCAUUCAUACAGCUGUACAGGAGGUUAAUGCAAUUUUCCACCAGCUCGGUUCACUAGUGAAAGAACAGGGCGAACAGGUAACCACCAUAGAUGAGAAUAUCUCGCACUUACAUGACAACAUGCAGAACGCGAACAAGCAGUUAACCAGAGCGGACCAGCAUCAAAGAGACCGGAACAAAUGUGGAAAGGUCACCUUAAUCAUUAUUAUAGUUGUGUGCAUGGUGAUAUUCCUUGCCGUAUUAAGCUAG